Molecule: messenger RNA, 5545 nt
Organism: Pocillopora verrucosa
Lineage: Eukaryota; Metazoa; Cnidaria; Anthozoa; Scleractinia; Pocilloporidae
Cellular component (GO): extracellular region
Source: RefSeq, a predicted model, not a curated record
GAGAGAAACUGGCUCUAGACUAUAAAUAACCUGCAGUCACGAGGUUUUCACAUGGCUUAAUCUUGGAACUAUACUUUUCGCCUCACAUAAUUCCUGUUAGUGAGUGUGCUGGAGGUCUACCGAAGGGUUUGCGAUGAAUGCUAGUAGAAGCUUUAGAAAGAUGAAGUGGUACCUCACUUUAGUGUUCAUACUGCUGUAUAGCCAGGUGAGCUUUUGUCAUUUUGAGGAGCUAAAAGAAAACACAUUUCUUCACCUCAAGAAGAUUCCUUCAACCUUCACAUCAAAUGAAAUUGGUGUGUUGGAUGCUGUUGUAUGUCCUGGUGCCAUCAGACAGUGUCCUUCUCUCCACUCCUGUUGUUCUGUUCCAGGCAGUGAUGAGGUUCACUGCUGUCCUGCUGGUUACUCCUGUGAAAAUGGUGUGUGUCAAGAAACAAGGAAAGACGAUGUUGCUGCUCUGUUUCCUUCCACGGGGGCCAACAUUGUAAAAUGCAACAAUCAGUAUGCUUGCCCAGACAGAUACACCUGUUGCCAAGAUGGUAGUAAAUAUCACUGCUGUCCAAUGUCAGAGGCAGUAUGUUGUCCUGAUCAAUUACACUGCUGUCCCCAAGGUUACAGUUGCUCUAAAGAUGGCAAAACCUGUUCAUCUGGCUCUGAUACUGUAGCUUCAUUAUCGAGUAAAUCACCCAAAUCUCUUAAGAAGCCCUUGGAGAGAUUACUGGAGCAAAUAAAAGGACAAUAUUCCAGCAAGAAGACCCUACUUUUAAAGCAGUCAACGGUCAAAAUGGGAAAGAUAGCAGCAUCAAAGAGCAGAGACCAUGAAAAAAUACCUGUGAUGAAAAAAACACUAUCAAUAAAGGAUUCUAACCUGAAUGAUGUCUUGUGCCCUGAUGGUGAGUCCGAGUGUCCAGAUGGAAACACUUGCUGUAAGCUUCACACAAGGGAUUGGGGCUGCUGUCCAUUUCCCAAGGCUGUUUGCUGCGAUGACCAAAUUCAUUGCUGUCCAGGUAAUACCAAAUGUAAUAUCGAAAAGAAAACUUGUGACAGGAAGACAGAUAUAGAAACUCUUCUUACCAAAAUACAAGUAUGGAAAGGAGAGACAGGAAAGAGCAAUAUUAUCUGUCCUGAUGGUCAGUCUGAGUGCCCUGAAGGUAACACUUGCUGUAAACUUCAAUCAGGGCAAUAUGGUUGUUGUCCUCUUCCAAAGGCUGUUUGUUGCAGCGAUGGAGUACACUGCUGUCCCAAUGGAUAUACUUGUGACGUGCGUGCUGGAACCUGUACACAAGGAAGCAGCAGUUUACCAAUGGUUAAGAAAGUGUCGUCAUCAAAACGUGAAAGUGCAGCGAGUAACAUCGUUUGUCCUGAUGGUCAGUCCGAAUGUCCACAGGGAAGCACUUGCUGUAAACUCUCUUCAGGUGAAUAUGGUUGUUGUCCUCUGCCAAAGGCUGUUUGUUGCAGCGAUGGAGUACACUGCUGUCCCAAUGGAUACACUUGUGACGUGUCUGCUGGAACCUGUACGCAAGGAAGCAGCAGUUUACCAAUUCUUAAGAAAAUGCUGGCAUUGAAACAAGAAAGUGCAGCGAGUAACAUCGUUUGUCCCGAUGGUCAGUCCCAGUGUCCAGAUGGAAACACUUGCUGUAAACUGUCUUCUGGUGAAUAUGGCUGUUGUCCUCUUCCAAAGGCUGUUUGUUGCAGCGAUGGAGUACACUGCUGUCCCAAUGGAUAUACUUGCGACGUGCGUGCUGGAACCUGUACGCAAGGAAGCAGCAGUUUACCACUGGUUAAGAAAAUGGUAGCAUUGAAACAAGAAAGUGCAGCUAGUAACAAAGUUUGUCCCGAUGGUCAUUCCGAAUGUCCAGAGGGAAACACUUGCUGUAAACUCUCUUCAGGUGAAUAUGGCUGUUGUCCUCUCCCAAAUGCUGUUUGUUGCAGCGAUGGAGUACACUGUUGUCCCAAUGGAUACACUUGUGACGUGUCUGCUGGAACCUGUACGCAAGGAAGCAGCAGUUUACCAAUUCUUAAUAAAAUGGUAGCAUUGAAACAAGAAAGUGCAGCGAGUAACAAAGUUUGUCCCGAUGGUCAGUCCGAAUGUCCAGAUGGAAACACUUGCUGUAAACUCUCUUCAGGUGAAUAUGGCUGUUGUCCUCUCCCAAAUGCUGUUUGUUGCAGCGAUGGAGUACACUGUUGUCCCAAUGGAUACACUUGUGACGUGUCUGCUGGAACCUGUACGCAAGGAAGCAGCAGUUUACCAAUUCUUAAGAAAAUGCUAGCAUUGAAACAAGAAAGUGCAGCGAGUAACAAAGUUUGUCCCGAUGGUCAGUCCGAAUGUCCAGAGGGAAACACUUGCUGUAAACUCUCUUCAGGUGAAUAUGGCUGUUGUCCUCUCCCAAAUGCUGUUUGUUGCAGCGAUGGAGUACACUGUUGUCCCAAUGGAUAUACUUGUGAUGUGUCUGCUGGAACCUGCACACAAGGAAGCAGCAGUUUACCAUUGGUUAAGAAAAUUCUGGCAUUGAAACAAGAAAGUGCAACCAGUAACAUCGUUUGUCCUGAUGGUCAGUCCGAAUGUCCACAGGGAAGCACUUGCUGUAAACUCUCUUCAGGUGAAUACGGUUGUUGUCCUCUGCCAAAGGCUGUUUGUUGCAGCGAUGGAGUACACUGCUGUCCCAAUGGGUAUACUUGUGACGUGUCUGCUGGAACCUGUACGCAAGGAAGUAGCAGUUUACUAAUUCUUAAGAAAAUGCUGGCAUUGAAACAAGAAAGUGCAGCGAGUAACAUCGUUUGUCCCGAUGGUCAGUCCCAGUGUCCAGAUGGAAACACUUGCUGUAAACUGUCUUCCGGUGAAUAUGGCUGUUGUCCUCUUCCAAAGGCUGUUUGUUGCAGCGAUGGAGUACACUGCUGUCCCAAUGGAUAUACUUGCGACGUGCGUGCUGGAACCUGUACGCAAGGAAGCAGCAGUUUACCAAUUCUUAAGAAAAUGGUAGCAUUGAAACAAGAAAGUGCAGCUAGUAACAAAGUUUGUCCCGAUGGUCAGUCCGAAUGUCCAGAUGGAAGCACUUGCUGUAAACUGUCUUCUGGUGAAUAUGGCUGUUGUCCUCUUCCAAAUGCUGUUUGUUGCAGCGAUGGAGUACACUGUUGUCCCAAUGGAUAUACUUGUGAUGUGUCUGCUGGAACCUGUACGCAAGGAGGCAGCAGUUUACCAAUGGUUAAGAAAGUGCUGGCAUUGAAACAAGAAAGUGCAGCGAGUAACAUCGUUUGUCCCGAUGGUCAGUCCGAAUGUCCAGAUGGAAACACUUGCUGUAAACUUCAAUCAGGACAAUAUGGUUGUUGUCCUCUUCCAAAGGCUGUUUGUUGCAGCGAUGGAGUACACUGCUGUCCCAAUGGAUAUACUUGUGACGUGUCUGCCGGAACCUGUACACAAGGAAGCAGCAGUUUACCAAUGGUUAAGAAAAUGUCGUCAUCAAAACGAGAAAGUAUAGCGAGUAACAUCGUUUGUCCCGAUGGUCAGUCCGAAUGUCCAGAGGGAAGCACUUGCUGUAAACUGUCUUCUGGUGAAUAUGGCUGUUGUCCUCUGCCAAAGGCUGUUUGUUGCAGCGAUGGAGUACACUGCUGUCCCAAUGGAUAUACUUGCGACGUGUCUGCUGGAACCUGUACGCAAGGAGACAGCAGUUUACCAAUGGUUAAGAAAACGCCGGCAUCAAAACAAGGAGGUACAGCGAGUAACAAAGUUUGUCCCGAUGGUCAGUCCGAAUGUCCAGAUGGAAGCACUUGCUGUAAACUCUCUUCAGGUGAAUAUGGCUGUUGUCCUCUUCCAAAUGCUGUUUGUUGCAGCGAUGGAGAACACUGCUGUCCCAAUGGAUAUACUUGCGACGUGUCUGCUGGAACCUGUACCCACGGAAGCAGCAGUAUAGCUUCUCUAAAGAUGUAUGCAGCGGUGCAGGUAAUUACGCACAUCAGGGCAGGAAGUGGCAUCGUAUGCCCCGAUAAACAAUAUCAAUGUCCUAAUGGAAGUACCUGCUGUAAAGUGCCAUCUGGAACGUACGGUUGCUGCCCGUUAAAGAAUGCUGUAUGUUGCAGCGACAACAUACACUGCUGCCCGGAGGGGUACACAUGUGACGUCAAAGGAGGGAAAUGUCAUAAAAAUGCUGAGCGCAUAAAGAUGAUGCACAAUGUUCCGUCUUCCAGGUCAAUAAUGGAAGCCAGACAGAACUACAUUAAAUGCCCUGAUGGAUGUUCCUGUUUGGAUUACGAGACCUGCUGUGAGUUGGCUGAUGGAAGUUACGGCUGUUGUCCUUUACCACAUGCAGUUUGCUGUGAAGACCACAAACACUGCUGUCCCUCGGGAUAUAGAUGUGACUUGGCUGCUGGGAUGUGUGUUACUGGUAAUGUCCGCCUCCCAAUGCUGAAAAAGAUCCGUUCCCCGAGAAAACAGAAGACUCCAAGAGUUAACUUAGACGAGAAAGUCCGCUUUGUUCCCUCACAUGUCCAAGAUGAGUAUCCUGUAGCAAAGGAUCUGUUGCAGUGAAAAGAAACUUCCGUUUAAGCUUGCUAUCUUUCCGAAUUUUCCGAAAAAUACAUAGAUUUCUUUGAUUAUGUUCUCUGUUAAUUUUCUUUUAUUAUACUAAAGUUUAAGAAUAAAUUAGUUAGGCCAUCAUUUACUUGUUAUUACGCUAUACUUAGAACCAUGUCUUGCAUUUCAGCCGUUUAAGCUUUUUCAUUUAAAGACAGACUUCAUAUUAAUUGAACCGAUUUUCAGCUUUCAAAGCUAAUGAAGUGUAAGUGUGCUCGAAAUCCCAGUCGUCCAAACUCUCCGCCAUAUAUUUCAACUUGAUGGGUAAUGAAGGCAAAGCACACACUUGCCUCAAUCUUUUAUGACAGUUUGUGAUUUAGAAUGAGUUCGUCGUCACGUGAUCUCCUAGUUUGUCUUGUUAUCAAGUAGUCUUGUAAAAGAUGUGGCUGCCUAAUUUUAUCAAGGUUUUCAGCUAUUAAUUAGGCGAUUCGACAAGAUUCUUAUUAUUUCUAUUAUUAUUGUUAUUAUUAUUACUAUUGUUAUUAUUAUAGUCAUUAUCAUUAUAAUUAUUAUUAUUAGUAUUACCAUUAUUGAUAUUUCUCAUUUGACAUUAUUGUUUUAGCCCCCGCGCUUUUUAGGGGGAGAUAUCUUUUUCUCGAUGUUUUUCUUAUGGGGGAAUCCAAUUCUUUGAUUUUAUGGGAUUGCGGAAAAAUCGACGAAAACAACCCCAAACGCAAGAAACUUAGAGGGAAACAAAAAGCACGAUUGAGAAUUGUGCUGGUAGGGUGAUAUCUUUUGAUAUUAAACUGCAAUUUGUGUUUCCGUUUACAGAGGGGUCGUUGUAACCCAAUUAGUUAACGAAGUUUGUAAGCUCUUACAUGGAAAAACGAGUCAAUGUGAUAUUAAUUACGACGAGCUUUUGUGCUAGACAGUAUUUUUAAAGUUUUUUUUAUCUAAGAGAUUUCUUUAAGUAAAAUAUUGCUAAUUGAACGCGUAAUGUUGCAAAAAAAAAUAAACGACAGUAAUUUUGUUUCUCAACAA